UUUUUUUUUCUUUUUUUUUCUGUACCUCUCUAUGUUGUCAAUAAAGCAUUCCUCUAUCCCUUUGUACCUGAAAAAAAAAGCGAGGGGGGUAAUAAAAAUGUAUGAUUUGUUUGUUAUAUAAAAAGAGAGGGAAAAAAAGCAUCUCUCCCUCUCCUUUAUACACCUCUAUUUACUAAAAUGUGGAUAAGCAAAGCUCGCUGUUGUUUGAUUACCCUGUUAUCUUUAAAUAGCGCUAAUCUAUUUGUGGUCGCAUUACCUCAUAAAAUACAUCAAUUGACCUCCGAAAAUCGAGCGGAUACCAUUAAAUCCGCAUUUAAACACGCUUGGGACGGCUACUCGAAAUAUGCAUUUGGUCACGAUGAACUCAUGCCGAUAUCGAACAAUUUCUCUGAUUCCAGAAAUGGAUGGGGUGCAACCAUAUUUGAUGCACUAGAUACAAUGAUCAUCAUGGGUUUGGAUGAUGAAUAUAACACAGCACUAAAACAUGUAGCCCAAGUAGACUGGACAGUGACAGAUACACCUUCAAAAACAUUUGAAACCUGUAUCCGUUAUUUGGGUGGUCUCAUGUCAGCUUAUGACCUCAGGCCAAAUCUAUUAUUAAUAAGAAAGGCCGUGGAAUUAGUAAAUCAAGUCAUAUUGCCCGCAUUCAAUACCACCAGCGGUAUUCCUUCCUCGUUUGUAGAUGUACCUUCCCAACUACCUAUUAUCUCGGAUACCAUUGUCCUUGCAGAGUUUGCGCUGCAACUGGAAUUUGUCAGAUUAUCUCAGAUCACUGGUGAUCCAACCUAUGAAAUCAUGGCUAAUUCAAUCAUCGAGAAAAUAUCACAGGUAGAUACACCCAUCCCUGGUUUAUACUCCAUCUUUUGGGACCCUCGUACCUUUGAGCCCAGUAGAACUUAUAUCACCAUAUCGGGUGGCGGUGAUAGUUUCUAUGAAUACCUGCUGAAAACGCAUAUACUGAUGGAUGGAGAGAAUACGCAAGAUAUUUUGCAGCUUCAAAUGUGGGAAGACGCUGUUGUGAGUAUGUACUACUCUUUACGUUCUGUAUCUCAACAGGGAGAUGUUUUCCUGUCUGAGGAUUUAGACGGUUAUCAACGUUUAAAAACCGGUGAACUUGUUUGCUUUAUGCCUGGAAAUCUCUUGUUGGGGGCCAAGUAUGUGAAUAGUUUAGAGAUGGCUACGUUUGCUCAAGAGCUUUUGGACUCGUGUUACAAGACAUGGAAGAGAUCACCAACGGGUUUAUCUCCGGAAGCGUGGGGUUGGAUUGAUGAUUUACACUACAAUACAAGUAAUAUCCUUUACACGCCUGACCAAUCCAAACUCUUUGAUCAACUUGGAUUCAUUCCUAAUGAUUUACGUUACAUGUUACGCCCAGAAACAAUAGAAAGUCUAUUUUAUUUUUACAGGUUAACUGGUGAGACUAAAUAUCAGGAUAUGGCGUGGGAAAUUUUCGAGUCGAUUGAAAGGUACUGCAAAACAAGCAGUGGUUACUCAUCCGUGAGUAAUAUCAUUAAUAAUAUCAGUUCGAGCAGAAGCGAUUUUCAAGAAAGCUUCCUUUUUGCAGAGACUUUGAAGUACCUCUAUUUGAUCUUUUCGGACCCUUCCUUGAUCUCGCUUGAUGAAUAUGUGUUCAAUACAGAAGCCCAUCCGUUUAAAUUAAAUAAACCAAUUAAAGUUCAAUUUUAGCGAAAAACCAAGGCUGUUCUCAAGCAAACCUUUUUCCCUUUGAAGUGCGGAGUUGACUUCUAUGAUUUUAUGCAACAA
Mucor mucedo is the source of this 1764-nucleotide messenger RNA. Its product is annotated as glycoside hydrolase. Lineage: Eukaryota; Fungi; Mucoromycota; Mucoromycetes; Mucorales; Mucoraceae. The coding region runs from base 178 to 1686 and encodes 502 amino acids. The transcript is spliced from 9 exons. Gene Ontology annotation, cellular component: Golgi membrane; endoplasmic reticulum. Gene Ontology annotation, biological process: N-glycan processing; carbohydrate metabolic process. The record is from RefSeq and is a predicted model, not a curated record. Gene Ontology annotation, molecular function: calcium ion binding; mannosyl-oligosaccharide 1,2-alpha-mannosidase activity.